Rotaria sp. Silwood1 is the source of this 1410-nucleotide messenger RNA. Lineage: Eukaryota; Metazoa; Rotifera; Eurotatoria; Philodinida; Philodinidae. The record is from the annotation of a GenBank genome assembly.
AUGAUAAUUGAAACUCGAGAAAGUCAUUCACGCCUCCUUCAUAUUUGUGAACGUCGUCCUCGUCGUCGUCAUCAUACAUUAGAUAAUGCAACAUUAGAUCAAUUUAAUUUUAUUUGUGUACCAUUAAAUCUUGAUGAGACGCGGAUUAAUUCGUCAUCGUCUCAUUCUAAUUUAACUAGUACAUCUUCAAACGAUUGCUCAACUUCAAAAACAACAAGAUUAUCAUCUCCUACACGUCGUGUUCGUUUUAAAUUUGAUGACAAUGAUAAAAAUGGAGAUGAUUAUAAUGAUGAACAAAUACGUUCAUCAGAUGUUAUUCGAUUUCCAAAGAAUUAUUCAACUCAUCGUGUUGAAUUUCAAAUUCCUAUUCAUAUUGAUAUCAACCCAUGGUUAAAUAUUGAUUGUUCAUCUACAAUGUCUACACCAGCUAAAACACGUUCGUUAACAUCACAAAAAAUUGAUAUUAACUAUAAUAAUAAUAAUAAUAAUAAUAAUAAUAAUAAUAAUAAUGUAAUGCAUCAACAAAGCAUAACAACAUUCAUCAAUUCUCCAAUAGUACAUGUCCUUCUUGUCAAAUUACCUCCUACAUCUUCUCGAUAUCGAGAGUAUUAUCAGCAUCAAGACGAACAACAAAAUCCAUAUAAACCAACAUAUACAUUUCCUGAAGAAUUUGACGGUAAUUUAGAACGUAUGGAAGACUAUAUGCGAAAAGCAGCUUCGCAAAAUAUCGACGAUGAUUAUCGACAUAUCUCUGCUUCACCUGUGCGAACAUCAACUACACCUAUUAAAGAUCAUAAAACAAUACCGAAACGAAAUCCAGAAAAACUAAUACGUGUUGAUGAUCAAUUAUCAUCACCAACAAUGACAGCAUCUUCGAUAGAACAAGCUAAAUCAAGUAAUGAUGCUUCGACAUUAUCAAAAAUGAUCAAUUCAAGACCAAAUACUAACUAUAUACGAACACCAUCAUCAAUAACAGAUGAUGAACAAAAAUCGAUCUAUAAACGAAUAUUACGUGGUGGAGAUAUUCCAUCAGCUGGUUUACAAAAAUUUUCUAUUAACAAUCGAGUUUCAUCUUCAUCAAGACAGCGUCCCUUAAUUCUUACAAAUAAUUUUCAACCCUCACCGAAAUUAUUUGCUUAUUAUUCUGUACAUUGGGAGCAAAAUCAAACAUGUCAGUUAUCUGAUUUAAUCGACAGUAAUAUGCGUUUCGAAAUAAAUUCAUGUUUAUAUUUUCAAAAUAUAAAUAAUAAUGAAGAUGAUAAUGAAUUGGAACAAAUACAUGAAGAUGGUUGUGGAUAUGUUAUAACUUAUCCUUCUCAUAUUCAUCCAACCGAUAAUUUACAAAUCUAUAAUUUUGAUCGUACAAAAAAUUUUCUUUUAACAUCGAAUGAUGUUUAUUCUUACAACUAA